Messenger RNA from Nezara viridula (southern green stink bug), 819 nucleotides. The record is from the annotation of a GenBank genome assembly. NCBI's taxonomy places the organism in Eukaryota, Metazoa, Arthropoda, Insecta, Hemiptera, Pentatomidae.
AUGCAUGGUCGCUUUUUUGAACUUUUAAAUGAAGUUGUAGACAAGAAGGUUGGAAUGAAAGAGGUAAAGGUUGAUACCUACGUGUCGAGUAUCCACUGCAAGCGUUUGAUGGAGUGCAUUAUCAAACGUGGAAGUGAAAGGCAAAAUGUAUUCGCUGACAAAAACGAAACUAAUGUAUCCAAAACCUUUUUUAUGGAUUUUAAAGAGAAUUCGCUGAACGAAGAACCCAAGAAGGAAAUUUACAUUGGUAAAAAUGAAAAUGCUCACAAUCUCUCGACAAUAGGAACCGAUUCAACUUGGCCAUCAUUUGCUGAUCUUCUCAACCAAAUGAACAGCACCAAAAUCCACCACUACAAACAUCAUCACAAGCAUCGAUGGUGGUUACAUAUCUCGCAUCAUUUGGAAAAGAUAAAAGCAAAAGUUAGAUUGAAAGACGAUGAUACUAAAAGAUGGCAGGAAGAAAGAAUUCGGAACUUCGUUUUUAGAAAAGAAAAAGUGAGUGACGUAUCAAUACCCAUCCUCGUGAUCUCCGAUAAAAAACAAUACAGGAAAAAAGAGAAAUCAGAAGAUUCAGUCCAAACUGAACACACUCCCCGGAAGAUUAGGCACGAGACUUGAAUGGAUCCAUACCGUCAUCGGCACAUGAAACCUUUCAAAAUGACAUCACCUCAUCGAUAUCGAUUUUUUACUUGAUGUAAAGAAUUAGACUAUCCCUCAUGAACCUUGUUUUUACUAAAAUUAAAAAAAAAAAUUUGUAACUGUCUCCACAUUGAUGUAAUGUAACAUAUAUUCGUAUUGGAACUAAAAUGUAUUUGGAUA